Colletotrichum destructivum is the source of this 1106-nucleotide messenger RNA. RefSeq names its product Necrosis-inducing secreted protein 1. The transcript is spliced from 2 exons. Lineage: Eukaryota; Fungi; Ascomycota; Sordariomycetes; Glomerellales; Glomerellaceae. The coding region runs from base 157 to 591 and encodes 144 amino acids. The record is from RefSeq and is a predicted model, not a curated record.
AUCAAAUCACCUCUUCCUGGACUCACACUCAGUAAACACAGAACACACACAUCGACACCUUGGAAUCAGUCUCGCGCAAAUCUCACUCAACCCACAGCCAUACAUCACAAUCGAACCCAUCGCCAUACAAAAAAAACAAAAAACAGGAAAAACAAAAUGCAGAUCCGCGCUUCCAUCGCUGCCGCCGCCGGCCUGUUCGCCCUGGCCAACGCCCGCAUCUACGGCAUUGCCUUCCCAGAGACCGUCAAGGCCGGCGACGAGGUCAAGGCCGUCAUCACGACGGAGAACUACAUCCAGGCCGUUCAGGACAUCGCCAUCGCCUUCGGCAUCGCCACCGAGGCCUCCGCCUACCCCAAGACCCUCGGCAACGUCCUGGGCUCGUUCUACCUGGGACCUGAGGAGUCCAACACGCUCGAGAACAUCACCGAGACCGUGACCAUCCCCGCCGGUCUUGCUCCCGGCCAGUACGUCGUCGCCGCCGCGCUGUACAGCCUGUACGGCGCCUCUUCUUCCCCCACACUGAGCCACUACAACGUCACCGUCACCGUUGGCAACGUGACCAGCGAGACGUAUGUGGGCAGCCAGCGAUAAAAUGUGAAUUUCUGGGUUGUGUUGAAACAAAGGUGUUCAAAUGGCGUUCAAUUUGUCUUGGUCUGGCCUGUUGCAUCUUGGUGGGUUGGAAAGAGGUUUCGCAAACUAGGUUAAUAAGUUAGACAUACACACACAAUCCCUUCCGAUCCUCUCAGUUGGGUCUUGGUUCCCGAAAUGGUGGUUGUAGUAAGAUAUCUUCGUUCACACUGAGAUGCGGUAAACUUUCUGCGAGACAGGUUUCGCUUGCCUAUGCUGCUGGCUUCAAUUGUGAAGAUGGCUCGUAUAUUGUAAGCAGCAGAAGUCCCGAUAAAGAUGUGUAUUGGGCGCUGUGGCCGCCAGUCCGAGGUUUUGUACAUCGAAACCUGUACGGCUUGAAGCCGGUAAAGCAUCUGAAACAGAUAUGUUGUUCCUACGGAUAAGCACCAACCAGACAGUAACAAUACCAGGCUUGUUACUUGUCUAGUCUUUCUUAUAUGUUGACAUAGCUUAGGCAGAUAGGAGACACUUGCUAAUCU